GCCAGGAAGGGGGCGAGCGAGCCAGCCAGUUCUCCGCCUCCGCCUCUGCCUUGCGGGUCCCGGGAUCGAACUCAGCUCUCCAGGAUCCGCGGCAGUCGCCUUUAGUUUCCGAGCCGUCUCGCCAGCUCCAGACAGACUUUUGACAAGCACGCUAGGCCCCGUCCCCCACGCACGGCGCUUCCGUCGUCGCCCUUAGACCUCCGUCGAGCGGAAGUGACGCCAGGCGGCCGCCGGAGGUUUCUCGAAGUGUUGUGAGACCCGGUCUGCGCUGAGAGGGGCCCGGACCCGAAGCGACUCCACGAUGUCGAUCGAAAUCGAGUCUUCCGAUGUGAUUCGUCUUAUCAUGCAGUACUUGAAGGAGAACAGUUUACAUCGGGCAUUGGCUACCUUACAGGAGGAGACUACUGUCUCUCUCAAUACUGUGGACAGCAUUGAAAGUUUCGUGGCUGAUAUUAAUAGUGGCCAUUGGGAUACUGUUUUGCAAGCUAUACAGUCUCUGAAAUUGCCAGACAAAACCCUUAUUGAUCUCUAUGAACAGGUUGUUUUGGAACUGAUAGAACUUCGUGAAUUGGGUGCUGCCAGGUCACUCCUGAGACAGACAGAUCCUAUGAUUAUGUUGAAGCAAACACAACCAGAGCGCUAUAUUCAUCUUGAAAACCUCUUGGCCAGGUCCUACUUUGAUCCUCGUGAGGCCUAUCCCGACGGAAGUAGCAAAGAGAAGAGGAGAGCAGCAAUUGCCCAGGCGCUAGCUGGGGAAGUCAGUGUGGUGCCUCCAUCUCGUCUCAUGGCAUUGCUGGGACAGGCGUUGAAGUGGCAGCAGCACCAGGGCUUGCUUCCCCCUGGGAUGACCAUAGACUUGUUUCGAGGUAAAGCCGCUGUCAAAGAUGUGGAGGAAGAAAAGUUUCCCACGCAACUGAGCAGGCACAUUAAGUUUGGUCAGAAAUCCCAUGUGGAGUGUGCUCGGUUCUCUCCAGAUGGCCAGUAUCUGGUCACCGGAUCUGUUGAUGGAUUUAUUGAAGUGUGGAACUUCACUACGGGAAAAAUCAGAAAGGAUCUAAAGUACCAGGCCCAGGAUAACUUCAUGAUGAUGGAUGAUGCUGUCCUCUGCAUGUGUUUCAGCAGAGACACUGAAAUGUUAGCGACAGGGGCCCAAGAUGGAAAGAUUAAGGUGUGGAAGAUUCAAAGUGGACAGUGUUUAAGAAGAUUUGAAAGGGCACAUAGUAAAGGUGUCACCUGUCUAAGCUUUUCUAAGGAUAGCAGUCAGAUCCUUAGUGCGUCUUUCGACCAAACAAUAAGAAUUCAUGGUUUAAAAUCUGGAAAAACCCUGAAGGAAUUUCGAGGUCAUUCCUCCUUUGUUAAUGAGGCAACGUUCACACAAGAUGGACAUUACAUUAUCAGUGCGUCUUCCGAUGGCACUGUGAAGAUCUGGAAUAUGAAGACUACAGAAUGUUCGAAUACCUUUAAGUCCCUGGGCAGCACUGCAGGGACAGAUAUCACCGUCAAUAGCGUGAUCCUCCUUCCUAAAAACCCAGAGCACUUUGUUGUGUGCAACCGAUCAAACACAGUGGUCAUCAUGAACAUGCAGGGGCAGAUUGUCAGAAGCUUCAGCUCUGGUAAAAGAGAAGGUGGUGACUUCGUUUGUUGCGCGCUCUCCCCACGGGGUGAGUGGAUCUACUGCGUCGGAGAGGACUUCGUGCUCUACUGUUUCAGCACAGUCACUGGCAAGCUGGAGAGAACGCUGACUGUGCAUGAGAAGGAUGUGAUUGGAAUCGCACACCACCCUCAUCAGAACCUGAUUGCCACCUACAGUGAGGAUGGGCUCUUGAAGCUCUGGAAACCCUGAGUCAUCGUUACAGUGCAGCCAGGGAGCAUGUACUUAAGGGGAGGAGUGUUCAUGUGGUUUUCAUGUCUGCCUUUGUAAGCAAAGAUAUUGUCUGAAUGAAGAAUACAUUUUUCAAAAUUUGUGUUUGUUUAAACAGUAGUUAUCUUUCAAAGCUUUUCUUUUGAGACAGAGUUUCUCUGUAAUCCUGGCUGUCCUGGAACUGCUCUGUAGAGCAGGAUGGCCUUGAACUCAGAGAUCUGCCUGCCUCUCAAGUGUUGGGACUACAGUGUGCCCAAUCACCACCCAGCUUCCAUGUAAAGCAUUUUAAAGGCAUUAGUUUAUUUGCUUCUAAUUGGGGCAGUCAUUUAUGUUUUCAUUAAUCUGCCAAAGGACUUGUUAUUUCUAAUAGAAAAACUUAUUUCAAAUGCUAAUUAAAACUCAUGUCCUAGCAUAAAAUGUGUAAAUAAGUCAUUUCCAUAUUCAGUAGCUGUGGUUUUUUAAAAAAAAAUUUAAUAAACUUAAUACCUUUCUGAAAA
Messenger RNA from Mesocricetus auratus (golden hamster), 2358 nucleotides. It is a transcript of the gene Smu1, whose product is annotated as SMU1 DNA replication regulator and spliceosomal factor. Gene Ontology annotation, molecular function: protein binding. The transcript is spliced from 12 exons. The record is from RefSeq and is a predicted model, not a curated record. Gene Ontology annotation, biological process: mRNA splicing, via spliceosome. Lineage: Eukaryota; Metazoa; Chordata; Mammalia; Rodentia; Cricetidae. Bases 302 to 1843 code for a protein of 513 amino acids. Gene Ontology annotation, cellular component: precatalytic spliceosome.